GGACUUCUAAGAUAAAAAGGCAGGAGAACUAUUAUACGUCAACUAUUGUAAGUUGUUCCACCGAACGUUUUGAUCCCAGUCAUGUCAGUCGAACGGAACGCACAUUCCGACCUUGUCGCAGUAAAAGGGAUUAAUCUCGUAGAUCACGUCGCCGAAAACCUUGACGCCGUGUCCGCUUUUUGUCCGCAUUCUUCGGACAUCCUCAUCGGUGCUUACCCUAAAUCAGGCUCGACCUGGAUGGUGGAGAUAGUCGAUCUGCUUCUUCAUAACGGAGAUGCCGAGACCUGCAGACGAGCCCCGAUAACGGUUCGAGCCGCUUUCCUCGAGGCUUCCAAUCGACUGCGCCCUAAAUCAGGUCUCGAUCAACUAAAGGAAAUGGAUCCCCCGAGGCUCAUUAAGACCCAUUUGCCGAUUCAACUCGUUCCGGUCGGAUUUUGGGAAAAAAAGUGCAAAAUGAUCUACGUUGCGCGCAACGCAAAGGACACCGUGGUGAGCUACUUCUACUUUCACGGCAUGAAUAAGGCCGGUCCUGAGGGUGGCCCCUGGGAGAGCUUCGUCCACAAGUUCAUGAGUGGAGAGUUGGGAUGGGGCACCUGGCACGAUCACGUGAAAGGUUACUGGCAGGAACGAGAGAAGAAAAACAUCCUCUACGUCUUCUAUGAAGACCUAAAGGAGAACCCUCGGCGUGAGGUGGAGCGGCUCAUGAGGUACCUGGAUCUGUCCCUCUCUGACGAGGUCAUCAACCGCAUUGUGGAGCUGACCACCUUCCAGAACAUGAAGAUUAAUCCGAUGGCAAACUACAGCUUUGUCUGCAGAAAUACUUUAGAUCAGUCCAACUCCAAAUUCAUGAGAAAAGUGCUUCAGCAAUUUACGACAUCAUUUUCAGCAUCACUUACCAUUCUGCCGCGUCUCUUGGAAAACAGGACAAGUCGGUGAUUGGAAAACUCAUUUUACACCGGAGCAGUCAGCAACGUUUGACGAGGACUACGAAAAGAAAAUGAAGCACGUCAACAUACCGUUCAGAACACAGUUGUAACAUUACUGUCUGUUUUCAAAUAAAAUACACAUUUUGGGCUGAUUAUUCUU
This is a messenger RNA of Syngnathus typhle (broad-nosed pipefish), 1086 nucleotides long. It is a transcript of the gene sult1st6, whose product is annotated as sulfotransferase family 1, cytosolic sulfotransferase 6. Lineage: Eukaryota; Metazoa; Chordata; Actinopteri; Syngnathiformes; Syngnathidae. The record is from RefSeq and is a predicted model, not a curated record. The coding region runs from base 82 to 936 and encodes 284 amino acids. Gene Ontology annotation, cellular component: cytoplasm. Gene Ontology annotation, molecular function: sulfotransferase activity. The transcript has 7 exons. Gene Ontology annotation, biological process: sulfation.